GUGAAGUAGUAGUUUGUUAAUUUCAACUUGGUGAAGUGAAUCGCAAUGUCAAUUUUGAGCAACAUAGCAUUCUCAAACUGAUAUCAAAUCAAAGUCACACUAUCAUUUUCCUCACUUGAAGAGAGUGACAGAGUCAAACAUGGAUCUGAGUUUUCUCAUUCACGCUCUCAUUCCUUCUUGGAACUCUGUUUCUUUACUCGCAGGAUUCUUCACUUAUUUGGCCAUUGUUGGAUCCAUUCUCCCUGGAAAACUUGUUCCUGGUGUUCUUCUUUCUGAUUCAACUCGUCUUCACUAUCACUGCAAUGGUCUACUUUCGCUUUUUCUGUUGGUUGGACUUCUUUGGAUCAGUGCCAAGAUGGAAUUUGUAUCUCUUACUGCUAUAGCAGAUAGAGGACUUGAGCUGCUGUCUACAACUUUUAUCUUCAGUUUUCUUGUGGCCCUGGUACUCUAUUUUUCCGGUUGCAAGUCAAAGAGUAAAGGUUCAUCGCUAAAACCUCAUAUCACUGGAAACCUGAUACAUGAUUGGUGGUUUGGAAUACAAUUAAAUCCUCAGUUCAUGAGUAUUGACCUCAAAUUUUUCUUUGUUAGAGCUGGAAUGAUGGGGUGGCUACUUAUCAAUCUAUCAGUUCUUGCUAAGAGCAUUCAAGAUGGUACUUUGAGCAAGUCAAUGAUUCUCUUCCAGCUAUUCUGUGCACUAUACAUCCUGGACUACUUUGUACACGAAGAGUACAUGACAUCCACAUGGGACAUAAUUGCAGAGAGAUUAGGCUUCAUGUUGGUCUUUGGAGAUUUAGUGUGGAUUCCUUUUACUUUUAGCAUACAGGGCUGGUGGCUUUUGAAGAACAAAGUUGAGUUAACAACGGCUGCAGUUGUAGCUAAUUGCUUUGUCUUCCUUAUUGGAUACAUGGUAUUUCGAGGAGCAAACAAGCAAAAACAUGAUUUCAAGAAGAAUCCAAAGGCUCCUAUUUGGGGUAAACCUCCAAAAGUCAUUGGAGGCAAGCUACUUGCUUCUGGUUAUUGGGGUGUUGCUAGACACUGUAAUUACCUAGGGGACUUGCUGCUUGCUCUCUCUUUUAGCUUACCUUGUGGCAUCAGUUCACCGGUUCCAUACUUCUAUCCAAUUUAUCUUCUCAUUCUGUUAAUCUGGAGAGAAAGAAGAGAUGAAGCUCGUUGUGCAGAGAAGUAUAGAGAUAUAUGGUUAGAGUAUCGUAAACUUGUUCCAUGGAGAAUUUUGCCGUAUGUUUAUUAGUUUCACCAUUAAUCUCAUCUUCCACAUGGUGUUAAUCACUUUGAUGUAGAUGGAUUCUUGUAGUCCCAAUGCAUACAUGUUCUGUUCGUUGUAUUUGUACUAGGUAGUUUUGCUCACCAUAUUCCAUUUUUGGUUACAUUACCAACUUGUUUAUCUGAUAGAUAAUCUUAGUUAGUUGUGGAAUUAGGUAACAAUUGUUUCUUUUGGCAUAUACUAUGCGAUACAGCGAAAAACAAUUGAGAUCUAUAUUUGUUAACCA
Trifolium pratense (red clover) is the source of this 1508-nucleotide messenger RNA. Its product is annotated as delta(14)-sterol reductase-like. Bases 140 to 1249 code for a protein of 369 amino acids. Gene Ontology annotation, biological process: sterol biosynthetic process. The transcript is spliced from 13 exons. NCBI's taxonomy places the organism in Eukaryota, Viridiplantae, Streptophyta, Magnoliopsida, Fabales, Fabaceae. Gene Ontology annotation, molecular function: Delta14-sterol reductase activity. Gene Ontology annotation, cellular component: endoplasmic reticulum membrane. The record is from RefSeq and is a predicted model, not a curated record.